AUGGCUUCUCAUGAGGCAGGCGCACAACAGAUUGAUGUCACAACAUUGCCAAUUCCUCAUUUAAAUCAUUUAUCGCAACAGUUGGAACAGGAAUUAGAAUUUCUCAGCAACUCUGUCAACCAGCUGAAGGUUGCUCAAGGCAAGUUCACAGAAUCAGAGGAAGCUGUCUCAAACCUGGGGGAUGUAGGAUCUCCUAUCUUGGUCCCACUAACUGCUUCUAUGUAUGUUCCUGGACAGCUCAGUGAGGUCAAUGACCUUCUUAUAGAUAUCGGAACUGGUUAUUACGUUUCAAUGAACAAAGAAAAGGCCCAGGACUUCUUCAAGAGAAAGACUGAAUACCUGACUAAAAACAUAGAGAAGGUCCAGCCAAUCCUGCAGGAGAAGUACAGGUCCAAGCAAGUUAUCACCGAGGUCAUGCAGGCCAAAAUUCAAGCUCAGCUGGCAGUAAGUUCUGCUGCUGCUGCGCCAGCAGGACCAAAGUCGUGA
This is a messenger RNA of Candidula unifasciata, 486 nucleotides long. The record is from the annotation of a GenBank genome assembly. NCBI's taxonomy places the organism in Eukaryota, Metazoa, Mollusca, Gastropoda, Stylommatophora, Geomitridae.